AUGGAAAACAACAUAAGAGAAGACAUAAAGAAUGAUAAUGGCAUUGAGCUAUCAUAUGGAAAAGCUUGGAGAUGUCGAAAGAAGGCUCUUACAUUGGUUAGGGGGACACUUGAAUCAUCUUAUCAGAAGUUACCAUCGUAUUUUUUCAUGCUUCAACAGAAAAAUCCUAGUACGUUGACAGAAUUUGUCACUGAGGAUGAUCGAUGUUAUGUGCAGUCGCUUUGGAUGCAAAUAACCAUUUGUAUCCAAAUGCAUUUUGGAAUUGUGGAUAGUGAAAAUCAUGAAUCUUGGACAUAUUUCAUGUCAAAGCUAAAGGAAGUGAUUGGGGAAGUUGAUGACCUAGCAUUUGUAUUUGACAGGCAUGCUAAUAUUACACAUGCCUUGGACAUUAUUUUCCCUGAUGCAUAUCAUGGUGCUUGCUACCACCACAUUAGUAUGAAUGUGAUUGCUGAAUUCAAGACUGAUCAUUGUCAUAAAGAGAUGUAUAAUGUGACAUGUGCUUUUAGGAAAUCUGAGUUCCACACUCACUUCAACAAAAUCAAAUCAAAAGACCCACCUAUAGCUCAAUACCUAGAAGGCAUUGGUUUUGAUAAGUGGCCCCAAGCUUACUCUCUUGGAAAAAUGAGAGAAAGUAGCGAGAAGACUACUACAACUCUUGCACUGACAUACGAGAGUGAUUUGGUGGACAUGGCUGAGAAAGAUCGAUUCUUGAUCCCUUAUGCAGUAGAGUUCCAUGUGUUAGAUGAUGAGUUAAAUGGUGAAGUCGACCUCCUGAAUAAGACAUGCACAUGUGAUUACUAUAAAAUUAAGACAUGGAGGUCAUCUUAUAUAGAAACUAUAUACCCUUGUGGUAACAAGAAAGAGUGGAUUGUUCCACAUGACAUCAAGAUAAUGAAAGUGAGAACACCCGCUCAAAAAAAUCUAGUUGGUCGUCCAAAGAAGAAACAAGGUAGGCCGAAGAAGAAGUGCCAUCCUUCCAAUGGAGAAAAAUUGAUUGUAGAACGCAAAUGCAGCACAUGUGGAGGUCGGGGCCAUAAUGGGGCAACUUGUAAAGUUCGAGUUUGA
Molecule: messenger RNA, 1065 nt
Organism: Humulus lupulus (European hop)
Lineage: Eukaryota; Viridiplantae; Streptophyta; Magnoliopsida; Rosales; Cannabaceae
Exons: 4
Coding region: 1-1065 (354 amino acids)
Source: RefSeq, a predicted model, not a curated record